AUGAUGAACGACCUCAUAAUGCAAGCCCAUCUGAUGCAUCUGCUAUGCCAAUACACUAUAUUGGCUGAUUGUUUUGAAACAAUAAUCGAUGACUGUAUCGAUAGCGAAAACAAAAUUGAGCGUUCAAAACUGGUAAUGACAGAGAAGUUUAGAGAGAGAUAUUUGAAGCGGUUAAAUGAUUUGGUGGAGCAGCAUAAAUUAAUUUUAAACAAUACAAUGGAGUUAAAAAAAUCCUUAAGUGUCCCCAUGUUGGGACAGUUGGCAGCAAGUACUAUGCUUAUUUGCUGUGUUAGCUUUCAAGCCACGAGGAGUGAAAACAUAUCCAAAGCGAUUUACUGUUCAGGAUGGGAGUGUGGUUUGAUGGCGACGAAAGGUGUUCGUGCCAGACUGAUGUUCGCUGUGAUGCGAGCUCGUAAACCCCUCGUACUUAGUGCCGGCGGACUCUUUGAUCUGUCACUAGUCUCUUAUACGACGGAAAAAAACAAGAAAGUUUUUAAAUACUUGGCAUCAGCGAUGAAUUCAUCAAAUCUGGAUAUAUCAACUACCGAAAGAAAAGAUAUAUUCUAUUCAUGGGGAAAAAGAAACAAGCAAUCGCUUAAAUUACUCAUAUUUUUGGGUACAUGCACCCUCGUUUUCUGGUUCUUUUACCCUUUGUUUGAUGAUGCGGAAUACAACCUUAUAAUAGUAAUCAGUCUGCCUUUCGACUACCGAACCCCGGCCCUCUAUCCGGUCACAUACAUAACUACAUUCAUUGUGUUCAUGUACAUAGCUUACUUCGUGAUGUUACACGAUCUUGUUAUACAAGUCUAUUUGGUACACCUCAUUUGUCAACUUGCGAUUCUAAAUGACUGCUUCGAAAAUAUACUGCAAGAUUGUAAGAAGGGAUUUUCAAAAGAACAACUAGAUUCUAUUUACUUGAAUGAAGAAUUCGUACAAAAAUAUGUCAAGAGACUGGGAAAAUUAGUGGAUCAACAUACAUUCAUUAUAAAUAACACUUUAAAGCUGAGAGACAUACUGAGCACUCCCAUGUUACUGCAAGUAGCAGUUAGUACGACACUUAUUUGCUCCAUCGGUUUCCAAAUUGCUACAGUAAAUAUGAAUUUUCUAGCUAUACAUAUAGUCUAG
Molecule: messenger RNA, 1125 nt
Organism: Danaus chrysippus (African queen)
Lineage: Eukaryota; Metazoa; Arthropoda; Insecta; Lepidoptera; Nymphalidae
Source: the annotation of a GenBank genome assembly